Molecule: messenger RNA, 1020 nt
Organism: Aspergillus fijiensis CBS 313.89
Lineage: Eukaryota; Fungi; Ascomycota; Eurotiomycetes; Eurotiales; Aspergillaceae
Exons: 3
Coding region: 1-1020 (339 amino acids)
Source: RefSeq, a predicted model, not a curated record
AUGGCUGGUCCCCGCCGAGGCAAUCCGAUCUCCGGUCCGGCGCGAGAGGCCAAACAGCCGCAGGAGAACCCGGAGGGCGUACAGACCGGCGUACGCGGUGAUCUGCUUGCGCCGGCCGGCCACGUGGAGCAUGCGUGGGAACAGGAGGUAAAGGGGGAGUUGGAGCUCGUGAAACACGCCGCAGGAGAUCUAUCCUCCGGCCAAUCUCCCCUUGGUGUGAUAUUCCUCCAUCUCCGCCCAGUCCAUCAUCCUCUUGCCGGUCGACAAGGCCACUCGGCCCAGAAGACAUACGUUCCCUCGUGUUCUUCGCGCCCAUUGCCCGGCAUGCGGUGCGGAUCCCGAAGGGUGACGGUCUCCCGACGGGGUUAUCGGAGGGUGGGGCUGCUUCGUGCAGAGACCUUGAAGAGACACAGCCAUGAGGAAAGGCUCGCAGGCCUUGGCCUGGUUUGUCAUCAGCGUCGUCUAGGUACGUCAACGGUAACCAGUCGUUUGGACCCUCAUUUCCGUGGAGCAUGCGACGACGAUGAGGAGCUGGGCCAGAAACCGGGCGAUGCCCUGAAGACAGGUCUGCACAUCGACACGGCGAUGUUGCUGCAGUCCUCAGGCUCAUCAGUGGAGACACCAUUUUACUGUAGCGCCGCAGCGGGCCGGCUGAAAAUGCGGCGUAUGACCGCCCCGAGGUAUGUUGCCUCGGUCCCGGACCCAGCCUUUCAUGGCUGCAAAGGCAUCAGGGCACCAAGCCCGACCGAGACAAUAGAACUCCCAGUGCUCGGUACCGAACCCGCUCAGAAGGUGGGGAUUCGACUAUUUUCCCCGGGGAAUGUUGAGCAUAGCCAUCGCUCUUGGCUCAGCAACGUGAAUAUGCAUGGUAGCAACACGUGUACAUGGCAAGCGAAACUCUUCAGAGCGGUGCAGCGGCGCUACGGAGCUCAGUUGGUCGUAGACGUGCUCGUCUCGAUCACGGCGCAAACCGAACGCGCUGAUGUGGUUGCCGUCAUGUCUGACGCGAAACUGAAUUAG